Rubroshorea leprosula is the source of this 1763-nucleotide messenger RNA. NCBI's taxonomy places the organism in Eukaryota, Viridiplantae, Streptophyta, Magnoliopsida, Malvales, Dipterocarpaceae. The record is from the annotation of a GenBank genome assembly.
CAUAUAAAGGGCAAAAACGCAGUUUCUUUAUUCUCCUUUCUCCGUGUACUCCGCUCUCCUCCACUGUUCUGAAUUCCUAGAUUCUUUGCUUCGCUUCAAAUCUCUUCAAACUCGCCUCCACCACCGCCACCACCGCCACCGCCGAUUUGUUCUCGUGGUUUUGAGGAUUGGAUGUUUCGAACAGAUUUCGUAUAAAUUUGGUGCGUGAUUGUGUAGGAAGUGCAUGAAAUCUUGCGGAAUUCUGAGGGAUUUGGGAGGUUUGAUUCUGUGAAUUUGUUAAGGUUAGGGUUUUUUUCUUUUAAUUUAUCGGAUUCGUAAAUAGAAGGGGAAAAUAUGGAGAAGUACGAGCUGGUGAAGGACAUAGGAUCGGGGAAUUUUGGCGUCGCGAGGCUGAUGCGCAACAAAGAAACCAAGCAACUCGUCGCCAUGAAGUACAUUGAGCGCGGCCUUAAGAUCGAUGAGCAUGUUGCAAGAGAGAUUAUAAACCAUAGAUCGCUGCGCCAUCCAAACAUAAUUCGGUUCAAGGAGGUGGUCUUGACUCCUACACAUCUGGGUAUUGUGAUGGAGUAUGCGGCUGGAGGUGAGCUGUUUGAGCGAAUUUGUAAUGCUGGAAGAUUCAGUGAAGAUGAGGCAAGAUAUUUUUUCCAGCAGCUUAUUUCAGGUGUUAGCUACUGUCACUCUAUGCAAAUAUGCCAUCGAGAUUUGAAGUUAGAGAAUACCCUCUUGGAUGGAAGCCCUGCCCCACGCCUGAAAAUAUGUGAUUUUGGUUAUUCAAAGUCGUCUCUGCUGCAUUCAAGACCCAAGUCAACAGUUGGAACUCCAGCCUACAUUGCACCUGAGGUUCUCUCUAGGAGAGAAUAUGAUGGCAAGACGGCAGAUGUAUGGUCUUGUGGAGUGACUCUUUAUGUUAUGUUGGUGGGAGCAUAUCCAUUUGAAGACCAAGAGGAUCCAAGGAAUUUCAGGAAAACUAUUAAUAGAAUAUUGUCUGUUCAGUACAAAAUCCCAGACUAUGUCCACAUUUCUCAAGAUUGCAAGCAUCUUCUUUCUCGAAUAUUUGUAGCCAACCCAGCCAAGAGGAUCACCAUCAAAGAAAUCAAGAGCCAUCCAUGGUUUUCGAAGAACUUGCCAAGGGAACUGACUGAGGCAGCUCAAGCUAUUUACUACCGGAAAGACAACCCAGCUUUCUCCGCCCAAAGCAUUGAAGAAGUCAUGCAAAUAGUUGAAGAGGCCAAAGUUCCUGCUCCAGUAUCUCGCUCUAUUGGAGGCUUUGGGUUGGUAGGAGAAGAAGAUGGAGAUGUCAAUGAGGUAGAGGUUGAGGAAGAGGAAGAAGAAGAUGAGUAUGAGAAGAGCGUUAAGGAGGCCCACGCUAGUGGAGAAGUUAAGGUCACUUGAGCAAUACAUUCUUUCCAAAUAAUUAAAGAUCUAGAGUUUUGUUCCGUGCUUGUAUAAAGUCAGUUCUAUCUAGGACCUUGUGUCAAAUAAGUGUUUGUAAAUUAUUCGUACAUUGGCAUGGGACCGUGCUGCUAGUCUUGGAACUAUUCUGAUUUGAAACUACCUGUCCGGUUGGUAGUUUUCUUUUCAGGAGUUGGGAGAAGAUGAUAACUUCAGGGUUUCUUAUGUUCUACAGAACCGGUUCUGAGUACUUUUAUGUGGAAUGAUAGGGUGGUAUUUUCGGAGGUUUGAGUUGAUUUUUAAAAAGCAGUUGUUUACAUUUUAUUGUUCCUGUGCAUUUCUCUUCCUAUUAAGAAAGUAUUGUUUUGUGU